Messenger RNA from Brassica oleracea var. oleracea, 1789 nucleotides. Its product is annotated as NAC domain-containing protein 86-like. The coding region runs from base 179 to 1663 and encodes 494 amino acids. The transcript has 6 exons. Gene Ontology annotation, molecular function: DNA binding. The record is from RefSeq and is a predicted model, not a curated record. Gene Ontology annotation, biological process: regulation of DNA-templated transcription. NCBI's taxonomy places the organism in Eukaryota, Viridiplantae, Streptophyta, Magnoliopsida, Brassicales, Brassicaceae.
UCUCUCCUAAUCUAUUAUCUCGGCUACUCAAUCAUUCCUUUUAAUUAUUUACAAACACUACGAUCGGUCUUGUCAGAGUUUUCUCGAAACAAGACCGUUCGUUAAAUCUUUUUGUUCGAAUCUGAUAUUAAAUCGAUCGAUCAAGAGGUCUCAGUAUCAUCGUCAACCGAAGAUAUUCAUGGCCCCGGUCUCGCUGCCUCCUGGUUUUAGGUUUCACCCAACGGAUGAAGAACUAAUCACAUACUAUCUCAAAAGAAAGAUCAACGGUCGAGAGAUUGAGCUAGAGAUUAUUCCUGAAGUCGACCUAUACAAGUGUGAACCAUGGGACUUGCCAGGGAAAUCAUUGCUUCCUAGUAAAGACCAAGAAUGGUACUUCUUCAGUCCACGGGACAGAAAGUACCCCAAUGGUUCAAGAACAAACCGGGCAACAAAAGGCGGUUAUUGGAAAGCCACGGGCAAAGACCGGCGGGUGAGUUUGAAAGAUCAAGCCAUAGGAACCAAGAAAACAUUAGUUUAUUACCGUGGACGCGCACCACAUGGUAUUAGAACUGGUUGGGUCAUGCAUGAAUAUCGCCUCGAUGAAACUGAAUGCGAGCCUACUGCAUUCGGCAUGCAGGAUGCAUAUGCACUUUGCCGUGUUUUUAAGAAGAUAAUCGUUGAAGCGAAACCAAGAUUAGAUCAACAUCAGCAUCAUCAUCAUCAACAUUACGUAAACACGAGUUCGAAUGUAAGUGGUAACUCAAGUUUUGAUGUUUGUUCGGAUCUUGAGAUAAGUUCAAGUACACAUCAAGUUCUACCUAAUUAUAACAACGCUACCGAGACCCAACCAAAAUUUGGAAACACAAACGCAAUCGGUGAUCAUGAUGACUGGUCACAAUACAUGGCACAAGGCAUGCCUACAGGCUUUUCAAAUUACGGAUCUCCUUAUGGAUCUUACCUCACUCAACCAAAUGUGAAUACAGAGAUUGAAUGUGGGAUGUUGCAACAUCAGAUGUCAUUGCCACCAUUGCGAGUAGAAGGCUCGCCAAUUCAAACCAGCGAUUUCUCCAAUGGAACUAAUCAAAACAGCGGUCAAUACGGUUUCAACGACUUUACUUUCGCUGCAAGUAACUCCAACCAGCUCUAUAACAACAACGUUGAUGAUCAUUUAAUACACAUUGGAAAUCUCGAGGAACAGCUCCUCAAUGCUGGGAAUUCCACAUGGAUGAAAACGUCUAGCGGGAGUCUGAAACAGCAGAGUUUUAUAAAUCAAGACGAGAUUUUGCCAAGUUUUGAGGAUAAUGACCAAGAUCUUGAAUGUUUUGGCGGGCCUCGGACCAAUACUAUCAACAACAUAGAGAUCGAUGAUUUUUUCUCGUUCGAAAACCAAGUUGAAGGAGACGCAGACGACAAGACAACGAUCGAAGAAGACAUUAGAGUAGACCACAAAAUGCUCAUUUGUACACGUCAAACAAGUGAAGUUUUAUACUAUCAAGUCGUACCGUCACAGGUUUUGAAAAUUCACAUAAAUCCGGUUCAAGGAAUUGAAGAGAGAACAAUGUUUACUGAAGAAGAAGACAAGGAUUCUUGGUUCAAGAAGGCUGAAAAUGUUGCCAAGAUGAAAUUGAAGCAGAUUAGUUUAGUUGCAAAACGUUAUUACAAAGGUCUCACAAUUAUUUUAUGAUUUAUUUAUAUUCAAUACAAUUGUGGUAUACCCCUUUUGAAAAAGAAGAGAGGAUAUACAUUUAUACUAUUACGCAUUGUAUACUAUAUAUAUGUAGAUUGAUUCCAUUGUCAUUGUUAAAAAUUA